AUGCUUUUCAGCCAAGACUCCGAUGCGCUCCAGCUGUGCGUAAACAGCGCCAUGUUCGAAAGCGACGAGCAGAUGACCGAGGAGCGCUCUCCGAGCUCAGUGCCCUCCAGCCCGCUGUCCGUGAACUCCGACUCCAGCAGCACCAGCCCCGAAGCCAGGUCUGCCUCGAUACAGCAGAGGGUCCGGAGGCCCCUGAACGCCUUCAUCAUCUGGACCAAAGAGGAGCGCAGGCGGCUGGCGCAGCUCAACCCAGACUUGGAGAACACGGACCUGAGCAAAAUACUCGGAAAAACCUGGAAGUCCAUGUCCUUGGCUGAGAAGCGUCCAUACAUGCAGGAGUCUGAGCGUCUCAGAGUCCAGCACACCAUUGACCAUCCCAACUACAAGUACAGGCCUCGGCGGAGGAAGCAGCUGAAGAAGAGCUCCAAGCCUCAGACUCCACAAACAUCUCUGCCUUCGCACUGCGAUCCGGGCUACGGGCUGCCGUACCACCUCACAUACCUGCUCCAGAACCAGCAGCAGACCUUCCAGAACACACCUGUUUUCCCACCUUCCACGGCCAACAUCGCCCCUUUGAAUGACAGCUACACAAACAGCCCAGUUUUCCCAGAUCCAGCAGCAGCAGCAGCAGACGCUUUCCCAAACAACCCGGCCAUGUACUCAAACCCACCUCCCUACCAAGCAGAGCCUCAGGCGUGUUUUGGCGGUCAGCAGAUGCAGUACGGUUCCUCCAGCUCUGCAGGUCCUCAGGUGGAGCAGAGGGAGUCCAGGGUUCACAGGGGCCCACAGUGUCCUGCUGUGCCCUCCCUGGAGUUUUACUUAGAACAGGUUCAGCUGGACAUGCUGUACGAUCUGGACCGCAGCGAGUUCGAACAGUACCUCCACCCAAUACUUCAGAGGCCGGAGUCAGCGGAUCCCAGCAGCUGCCAGCAGCAGAACAACUACAGAGGAGGACACUCACUGUCAUAA
This is a messenger RNA of Stegastes partitus (bicolor damselfish), 969 nucleotides long. It is a transcript of the gene sox32, whose product is annotated as SRY-box transcription factor 32. Lineage: Eukaryota; Metazoa; Chordata; Actinopteri; Pomacentridae. Gene Ontology annotation, cellular component: nucleus. The record is from RefSeq and is a predicted model, not a curated record. The coding region runs from base 1 to 969 and encodes 322 amino acids. Gene Ontology annotation, molecular function: RNA polymerase II cis-regulatory region sequence-specific DNA binding; DNA-binding transcription activator activity, RNA polymerase II-specific. The transcript has 2 exons. Gene Ontology annotation, biological process: cell differentiation; positive regulation of transcription by RNA polymerase II.